Eruca vesicaria subsp. sativa (arugula) is the source of this 1719-nucleotide messenger RNA. The record is from the annotation of a GenBank genome assembly. Lineage: Eukaryota; Viridiplantae; Streptophyta; Magnoliopsida; Brassicales; Brassicaceae.
AUGCCGAGGCUGAGACUGUUAUCAGCGUUAGAUGCGGCGAGGAUACAGUGGUACCAUUUCAAGGCGAUAAUAGUCGCUGGAAUGGGUCUUUUCACCGACGCUUACGAUCUUUUCUGUAUAGCUCCGGUCUUGAAAAUGAUCAGAAAAAUCUAUUACGACAAUCACCCUGUCGGAACCGCUGUUCUGUCCACUUCUUACGCCAUCGCUCUCUUAGGAACCGCCUUAGGUCAGCUCAUAUUCGGUUACUUAGGAGACCGUGUAGGACGCACUCGAGUCUACGGUCUUUGUCUCUUGCUUAUGGUCUUAAGCUCCUUUGGAUGCGGAUUCUCCGUAUGCACCACUCGUAGGUCUUGCGUUAUAGCGAGUCUUGGCUUCUUUAGAUUCGUUCUUGGACUAGGUAUCGGUGGAGAUUACCCUCUCUCCGCAACCAUCAUGUCGGAGUUCGCUAAUAAAAGGACGCGUGGCGCUUUUAUAGCGGCUGUGUUCUCCAUGCAGGGGUUAGGGAUCUUGAUGAGCUCAGCUGUCACGAUGGUUGUGUGUGAAGCGUUCAAGAACGCCGGAGGAGGGAGCUUGGAGAAAACAAGAGCGGCGGGGAUGGAGACUUUGGCUCCGGCGGAAUCGGAUAUUGCUUGGAGGUUGAUUCUGAUGAUCGGUGCUAUUCCUGCCGCUUUAACGUUCUACUGGCGAAUGCUUAUGCCUGAAACCGCCAGAUACACAGCACUAGUUGAGAACAAUGCAACUCAAGCAACAAAAGACAUGCAAAGAGUCAUGUCCGUAACCAUGAUGCCUCCACUACCCGAAGAUGCAUCAUCUCCGACACAACAACAGCCACCGUCUUCCUCCUCCUACAAACUCUUCUCUCGCCGCUUCUUCAGCCUCCACGGCCGUGACCUCUUCGCAGCCUCAGCCAAUUGGUUCCUAGUGGACGUAGUCUUCUACACAAGCAACCUCCUCCUCGCUCAAAUCUUCUCCAAACACCCUCCCAACUCCACAAACGUCUACGACUCUGCCUUCGAAGUGGCUAAGGUAGCAGCCAUCGUAGCCGCCUGCUCCACCAUCCCAGGCUACUGGUUCACAGUUUAUUUCAUCGAUAGAGUAGGCCGAGUCAAGAUUCAGAUAAUGGGCUUUUUUAUUAUGGCCCUUGUUUACUUAGUCGCUGGGAUACCAUAUACUUGGUACCGGUCUAAGCAUGAGAAGAGUAAUGAUAUAGGCUUUAUGGCUCUCUACGGUUUGAUCUUCUUCUUUAGCAACUUUGGUCCCAACACAACGACGUUUAUUAUCCCAGCUGAGCUUUUUCCGACUAGGUUUAGGUCAACGUGCCAUGGGAUUUCAGGAGCUGCUGGGAAGCUUGGAGCGAUUGUUGGAACUGUUGGUUUCUUGUGGGCCACGAAACACAAACACGAUGAAGAGGACGUUUUCCGAGACAUGAAACGUGUGAGGAUCGUGUUUUUGAUACUUGGCGGCGUUUGUAUCGCUGGAGUGUUGGUGACGUAUUUCUUCACGCGUGAAACUAUGGGGAGAUCUUUAGAAGAGAACGAAGAGGACCAGAUUAAUACCAUGUCACUGGCAGCACCAGGAUCAUUGUCUGUUAAUGAGUUACGUUGAAGUUUUGAUAUGACACACACAAACAAUCUCUUUUGUUAUUUCCUCACAUUCUCUAAACUUUCCUUGGUUUUUUUAUGUUUGAUACUCACAUUCUCAUGUUUAUUCUAAUCUUUU